CAAAGGCGGAGCGCACCAGCAAAAUCCAGAAAUCGCAGCGAAAAGCUGCGACCCCCACCAGGCGCCCGAGAAAAACGUCGAGUAUCUGCACUCCUCAACCAGUCCACGACGACGACCAGCAACAGACCCUCCGUCUCCGAUACCCUACCGGCAAACCGACAUAAUGGCUGAUCGUGGAACUUCUGGCCCCCGUGGCGGCGGCUUCGCUUCCCGUGGCGAUCGUGGUGGUGACCGCGGCCGUGGCCGUGGUGGACGUGGCCGUGGCCGUCGCGGCGGCAAGUCCGAGGAGAAGGAGUGGCAGCCCGUCACCAAGCUUGGCCGUCUCGUGAAGGCCGGCAAGAUCAAGAGCAUGGAGGAGAUCUACCUCCACUCUCUCCCCAUCAAGGAGUACCAGAUCGUCGACUUCUUCCUCCCCAAGCUCAAGGAUGAGGUCAUGAAGAUCAAGCCCGUCCAGAAGCAGACCCGUGCCGGUCAGCGUACCCGCUUCAAGGCCAUCGUCAUCAUCGGUGACUCCGAGGGCCACGUCGGUCUCGGUAUCAAGACCUCCAAGGAAGUCGCUACUGCUAUCCGCGCUGCCAUCAUCAUCGCCAAGCUCAGCGUCAUCCCCGUCCGUCGCGGUUACUGGGGCGCCAACCUCGGUCUCCCCCACUCCCUCCCCGUCAAGGAGUCUGGCAAGUGCGGUUCCGUCACCGUCCGCCUUAUCCCCGCUCCCCGUGGUACCUCCCUCGUUGCCUCCCCCGCCGUCAAGCGUCUUCUCCAGCUCGCCGGUAUCGAGGAUGCUUACACCUCCUCUUCCGGCUCUACCAAGACCCUUGAGAACACUCUCAAGGCUACUUUCGCCGCUGUUUCCAACACCUAUGGCUUCCUUACCCCCAACUUGUGGAAGGAGACCAAGUUGACCCGCUCUCCUCUUGAGGAGUUCGCCGACACCCUCCGUGAGGGCAAGCGUUACGCCAACUAAGCGACUGGUUGAAAGUUGUUUUCAGCUAGCGAGGAUGGAAGGAUUCUUUCGGGCGUCUGUGGUUAUUUGAUUGCAUGGGCUCCGGGAAUGGAAUAGAUGAAGGCUGUUGUCCCAAAUACCUAGUGCGAUCGGCCUGAGUCCCAAAAUUGAUGAAAUGACCAACAACGACAAAGCCCCCAUUCGAAUAGCGAAUCAACGUGAAUGUUAUGGAUGGUAGCGUUGUGGGACAAUGUGUUCCAUGCGGUCAAGGGUCGUCGCUGCUCAUACUACGGACAGCUGUUUAUUUGGUUUGCGAGCUUAACAUGCUGUAUGGUUCGCGGUUGCUAACAGCUCAGCAGACACGGUUCACACAGAAAUCACGUACAAGAGACCAAGCUUGGAGUGGUAGGUAGCCUUCCACUUAAGUUGCUUUCUAUACUGGAAAUGGCCUGUCCGAGAGGCAGCGCGGUAGGAAGGGACUCGUGACUUGACCUUGAGAUACCAUCUAGGUAGUCACUCGUGACUGUUCCUCGAGGGGUCGGUUGGUCUUGCCCCUUUCCCAUGAUGGCGGUUGUGCAGGAGUUGACUGGGAAAGAGCAAUCGCUUCUCCGGCUUGACAAAAGAGCAUCAUCUUUCUCAAUCCCCAAUUGAUGUUUUUUUUUCUACUCUUCUCCAUGUUCUCUUCCAUCACCAAUACUCUGCUAGGCCGAGCACCGUUCGUUUCCCUCUUUUUUUUUUUGGACCACGGGUU
This is a messenger RNA of Neurospora crassa OR74A, 1691 nucleotides long. RefSeq names its product 40S ribosomal protein S2. The transcript is spliced from 3 exons. NCBI's taxonomy places the organism in Eukaryota, Fungi, Ascomycota, Sordariomycetes, Sordariales, Sordariaceae. Gene Ontology annotation, biological process: translation. Gene Ontology annotation, cellular component: cytosolic small ribosomal subunit; ribosome. Gene Ontology annotation, molecular function: RNA binding; structural constituent of ribosome. The record is from RefSeq and is a predicted model, not a curated record. Bases 164 to 961 code for a protein of 265 amino acids.